Messenger RNA from Poecilia reticulata (guppy), 915 nucleotides. The record is from RefSeq and is a predicted model, not a curated record. Lineage: Eukaryota; Metazoa; Chordata; Actinopteri; Cyprinodontiformes; Poeciliidae.
AUGUCAGACAAGAUUUCCAUUCGAACACUGACCCAUGUCAGACAAACUCCAGAAACAACAUCAGUYCAKGAGGGAGACACAGCUAAUCUCCACUGUUCUCUUCUCUCCAGCAGUAGAGAAAACAUUAAUCAUAAUCCRUCUGAUUACAAUGUGUACUGGUUCAGAGCUGGAUUUGGAGAAUCCCACCUGAGCUUUAUUUACACUCAGAAGAACAGGAGUGRUAAUAGUAGCUGUGUCUUCCAGCUGUCUAAAACUAUACAGAACUCCUCAGAUACUGGAAUAUAUUACUGUGCUGUGGUCACAUGUGGAAAGAUCCUGUUUGGAAAAGGAACUACAGUAGAGAUGAGUUCACAAUUCAAUCCAGCUGUUAUUGUACUUAGUGUGCUGUUGGCGUGCUGUGUGACGCUAAUUAUUUAUCUUAUUAUCUACAUAAAACAAAAAGUUUUUGGACAUUUUGAAGGCCCGUCUGGACAACAGAAGACGUUGGGAAACCAACCAAGUGACAAAGACACUCUUGGAGAUGAAGCCAAUUAUGUAGCUCUUAAUUUCGCCACAAGGAAGACAAAAGGCAUGAAGAAGAGAACAGAAUCACCACCAGAGUGUGUGUACUCAGCUGUGAGAGGAAGUCAUCCCACACUGCGUGAAACGUCUUAGAGCAGGACCUGUGUGGUAGAGCUUGGAUACAACAUGCUUACAUGACUGACAACAAAUUAAUAGUGUGCAUUUGUUGGUUUUGCAGCUCUGCAGAUUUUACUACUAAAAUAUUGUAAACCAUGCUUUCUGCAAACGUUUUCUCAUAGAAUUGGAUGAUGGUAUAAAAAACAACUGUUGUAUAAAAAUUGUUGACAAAAAGAUUUCUCAUUGUUCAGUAGUGCACUGUGAAAACAUUGCAUGUUUCUAUCAACAAUAAAGUAU